CUCCACAGAUCCGCCGCUUCAGUUCAGGAGAAGAAGAGGAGAAGUUACAGCGAGAUGUUGCUGGAUGAAAUAAACCGGAUUAAAGCGCUUUUAAACCGGAGUAAAUAACUCCAGUUCUUAUUUCUGCUGUAUGUAAUACUGUGUUUAUCUGAGGAGCCGCUCCGGAAAACAGCCGGACUUUUAUUCCUGUAGUUUUAUUAACGAAACUGCGACCAACACAACACUUCACCCUAACGCUACAGACUGAGAGCGUGAGACAGCUCUGAACCCCCUACCGCUGGACUAAGGUAAGAGUGAGACAGCUCUGAACCCUCCACCGCUACAGACUGAGAGAGAGAGACAGCUCUGAACCCUCUACAACUGGACGGAGGAGAAAGAGAAACAGUUCUAAACGCCGCUGGACUGAGGAGAGAGUGAGACAGCUCUGAAUUUCCCGCUGGAUGGAGAGAAUGAAACUGGUCUGAAAAAGUGAGACAGCUCUGAGCGUGUCUGAACUGAGAGAGUGAGACAAUUCUGAACCCCCUACUGCUGGACUGAGGGAAGAGUGAGACAGCUUUGAACGCCGCUGGACUGAGAUAUUGAGAUAGGUCUAAAUUUCCUUUUAGGACCUAGAUUGUGAGACAGCUCUGAGAAAGUGAGACAGCUCUGAAUGCUGCGGGACUGAGAAAGUGAGACAGGUAUGAUUUUACUUCUGCACUGAGAGCGUGAGACAGCUCUGAACCCCGCUGGACUGACAGAGUUUGACAGAUCUUAAUUUCCCCUUUAAACUGAGAGUGUGAGACAGCUCUGAGAAAGUUAGACAGCUCUGAAUACCGCUGAACUAAGAGAGUGAGGCAGCUCUGAAUUUCCCCCUGGACUGAGAGAGUGAGACAGCUCUGGAACCCCCUGGUAUGAGAGAGUGAGACAGUUCUGAAUUUCCCUCUGCACUAAGAGAGUGAGACAGCUCUAAAUUUCCCUCUGGACUGAGAGUGUGAGACAGCUCUGAAUUUCCCUCUGGACUGAGAUAGUUAGACAGCUCUGAAUUUCCCUUUGGGCUGAGAGAGUGAGACAGCUCUGAACAGCCAUGAGCUCAUUUGGUGGGGUUACCUGUCUCACCACCAAGGGUCUGGACAUCAGUCUGGCGGCUCUGCAGAGACAGGACCCCUAUAUUAAUAAUAUCGUGGAUGUGGCGAGUCAGGUCGCCCUCUACACCUUUAAUAACGAGACUAACGAGUGGGAGAAGACUGAAAUUGAGGGGACGUUGUUUGUGUAUACGAGACUCGCGUCUCCGAAGCAUGGCUUUACCAUCAUGAACCGCCUCAGUAUGGAGAACCUGACUGAACCAAUCACCAAAGACCUGGACUUCCAGCUUCAGGACCCGUUUCUGCUCUACAGGAACGCUCGCUUGUCCAUCUAUGGGAUCUGGUUCUAUGAUAAGGAGGACUGCCAGCGCAUCGCUGAACUGAUGAAAAGUCUGACCAGGCAGGAGCAGCAGCUGCACACUCAGAUUCAGUGCGGUUGGGUUUCUCCUCAACGGCUGGAAACUAAAGAGGGGAAAGGAGUCGACAUUCUGCAGAUGCUGACUAAAGCACGCAACGAGUACGACAAGGGAAAGUUUACAUCAGAACCGAAGGAAAUAGGAAGUGGAGGGAUAAUCUACGACAACCCGAACCUGAUCAAACCCAUCCCUCUGAAACCGAGAGAGCGACAGCAGCAGACCGGAGUACAGGAGUACGGGAGACACACCCAAACACAACAGAAUGAAGAAACAGAAUCGAAGCAUCUCUCAGUAGCGGCUCUGUUUGGAGGUCAGGUCAGAUCCAGCUCUGUUUCUCCACAGCUCAGCUCCGGUCCGACCAAACCGUCUACAGUCCGGCCGUCUGUGGUGCGCUCCCUGUCUUACACAGACCCGUCUCCAGCAGCAGGUGGCGCCGCUGUGCCGGCUAACGCUAACCAGAACCAGAACCAGCCCUGCCCGGCGAUUCAGAAGCUGAUGAGCGCUCCCCGAGGAGCCGUGGUUCCUCUUCAGCCCGUCUCCGAGUCUCCUGAGAACCGACUGUGUGAGAACGGACCCCCACAGAGCCGACCGGACCCCAUCCAGAGACUCUUCCAGAACCCCCCAAACCCCAGCACAGCGCCCUACGCCUCCACCCGCCUCCCGCCGCUCCUCCCGGGGCUUCCCGCUCCGGGAGAGCCGCCGCUGGCGUUCGGAGACAUCCACCAGCUCCAUCCCAGAGCUCCGGCUCCAUCCUUAGCCCAGCUCCUGUUCUACAGCGCCUCCAAAGGCCUGGUUCCUCCCGCUGCUCCUCCACCUGCAGGAAGCUCCACCUCUAACGUAGGUCUGGGGGUGGUGUCCCCCCACGAGCUGCUCCAGAAGCUGCAGCUGGUUCAGCAGGAGCAGAACGCCGGUCAGGAGCACCUCCGCCCGGCUCUCGCCCCCAGCUUCCACAAGCCUCCUCUACAGCACCACCCGCCUACCAGCCACAACACCACUGAACCUGCAGCGGUCUGCUCUCCACAGCGUAUCCCCGCCACGGUCGCCCCCACCCUGCUGCUGUCGCCCAGCGUCUUCUCCCAGUCUAAAGGGGUUCGGGCGGAGCCAGAGGAGCCUCGGGUUCUGAGCAGAACUCAACUACAGACCACACUGCUCACCCUCAUCAAGAAUGAUGCAUCUUUCCUUAAUAUGAUCUAUGAAGCCUAUAUCUCCUCCCUAAAUAAGGACUCAAGCUCUCAACCCUUCUAAAAGGGGACUUUUUUUUUACCUUCAUCCUCCUCAUCCUCCACAGGAACCUGCUCUCUGUUACCUGUUCGGAUCCAGAACAUCAGAUUCACCUGUAGCAUCGCAGAACACGUCCACUCAGGGGUUCAUCUCAUCAUUUAAUGUUUAUUUUAUUUCAGAACAGCAGUUAAUUUUCCUGUAGCUAUAAAAAAGGGUUAUUUUUAGUUUUUAGUCGGUGUAAUGCUGCACAAAAUAAAUUCUAAUUUCAUAUAAUGCUGUUUAAUAGUGAAGGAUUUCUUUUUUAAUGGAUAUUUUAAUACAGAUUUUAGCUUUUAGUUUUUAAUUGAUGCUUAAAUAUGCAUUCAGAGCUGUUCCUGGGGAAUGUCUCUAUAUUACACAACACAGUUUUAACGUUUUAAUUUCAUUUCAUUUCUUGGACAUUUUAUUAUUUUAUACAUAUAAAAAAAGAAUCUGCAGGCUUUUCUUCUUUAUCAGCAUCAUGCUUUUAUUUGCUUUGAUCUUCUUUAUUGUUUCUUUUAUCUACAGAAGAGCAGAACUAGUUUGAUACACUCGGUCAGAUAAUUGAUAAAAUAGAGAGUAGUUAAACAUUCAGAGAUAAAACCUAUAUUUUGUUCUAUUUUUGUAUGAAGAGUGUUUCCAGUUUUACCGUUUUCGUCUUUAAUUUGAAGGGUCGCAACACACAUUAAUUGGUCUCGUUUAAAACCAACAAUUGGUCUGAUUUUACAUCAUUUACUUUAUUUUAUUUUUGUCUAAACAAAUGUCUCAAAUGCAAAUUAUUAAAACAACUUUUAAACACCCAA
This is a messenger RNA of Astyanax mexicanus (Mexican tetra), 3519 nucleotides long. RefSeq names its product decapping mRNA 1B (gene dcp1b). Gene Ontology annotation, biological process: deadenylation-independent decapping of nuclear-transcribed mRNA; deadenylation-dependent decapping of nuclear-transcribed mRNA; positive regulation of catalytic activity. NCBI's taxonomy places the organism in Eukaryota, Metazoa, Chordata, Actinopteri, Characiformes, Acestrorhamphidae. The record is from RefSeq and is a predicted model, not a curated record. Gene Ontology annotation, molecular function: enzyme activator activity; mRNA binding. The transcript is spliced from 9 exons. The coding region runs from base 1064 to 2722 and encodes 552 amino acids. Gene Ontology annotation, cellular component: P-body.